This is a messenger RNA of Lucilia cuprina (Australian sheep blowfly), 5305 nucleotides long. RefSeq lists its product as uncharacterized. Gene Ontology annotation, biological process: synapse organization. Gene Ontology annotation, cellular component: neuron projection membrane. The transcript is spliced from 9 exons. The record is from RefSeq and is a predicted model, not a curated record. Bases 1860 to 3260 code for a protein of 466 amino acids. Lineage: Eukaryota; Metazoa; Arthropoda; Insecta; Diptera; Calliphoridae.
AAAAAUGUUGGAUUUUUUCCUCUUCUUAUUCGAAUUUUAGUCUACGUUUGUGUGUGGAAAUGUAUAACCAACAUACUGUGUAGCAUGUAAUAAUGACAAAUACUUGUAGUUUUAUCCUGUGAGUCGUGAACAUAGCACGCGUCUUCAUUCGUAUGCGGGGAAAUUUCUCAAUUGUGUAUUAAAUAAUAUCAAAAUCAAUCAAAUUUAACAAAGUUGCAAUCUAAUUAAUGGAAUUAAAUAUGAAAAAAUAUAACAAAAUAAUAAAAAAAAUUAUUGCUGUUUACAAAUAUUUUUUUGCUAAAACAUAGGUAGCUUUAAGUUUUGUAUAAAUUAAAAACCCAGUUUUAGCUGUAAAUUUCUUAUCUAUUAAAAAAAUAAUACUUAAAAAAUAAUGAAAAUGACCGAGUAAAAAAUUAAAUUUGUUUGCAACCAUAAAACAACCAUUUACUGUGUUUUCUGUUUGUUGUUUAUGUACAACAAAAGUGUGUUGAUAUAAAAACAAAUGAUAAUUGUAAUGAUCCGAAGGAUGCAGCAGAGGUUGCGAGUGUAUACACAUACAUAUGUAUGUAUGAAUGUGAACGUGUAAUCUCUAGAAAUACACAAAUUAAAGCAUACUCUAAGGCGCCCGAAUAUUUUGUACAUUCAUAUAAAAUGCACAUAAUAAGCAUAAGUGUGAAAAGGAGUGUGUGCGUACAGUGAUGUUGGAUGCAUUCAUGUGUUUUAUGCUGAACGAAUAAUAAUUUCUUCAAAAGUGAGAAAGGCCAGAAACACCUAAGCAACAUCAUUAAAACCUUACAAGGUGAAACCAUUGUCUCAUGUGUAUUAAAGAAAAAAUAUAUAAUAAUAGCUAUAAAAAUCUGAAAAAAUAAAAGAAAUAUAUAUGUAUAUUCAGCAUACAUAAUUUUUUUAGAAAGAAAAAAUUCUUUUGUUAAAUUGUGAAAACAUAUGUACAACAAAAAUAUAAUAUACACACUUAACUAGAAAACGAAAAAAAAAAUUAAAUAGCAUUAAGAAAAAUUAUACCGCUAUGCCGAGAUUAUUUAGUUAACUGUGACAGUGUAAAGCUGUACGAAGAAUGUGAAAUAUACUGAUAUAAAGAUAAAAAAGUAAAACAACAAUCUUAUAAAACCUAGAUGCUGAUGUUACCAAGAUAUGUUUAUGUAUAGAAAAAUGUAAUGUAGAACACUGCUAGGAACGUACCAGCAAAACCAUUCUAAAAAAUAAAAGUAAAUUCAGCAACGUUGCUAAGAGUUCCAUUUAAAGAUUAAAAAUACAAUACUGAAUGUAACAAGGGGAAUUUUAACGUUUUUAACGUUGGUUAUUGUAAUAUUAGACCCAUGAGAGUAUUUAACAACCAAAUCAAAUACAAAGGAAGUGAUAAAAGAAAGGCCAAGAAAAACAAUCCAACCUCAACGAUACUGGACAGUUAAGUAACAACGCUAACAAAAUAAUCUAAAAUGAAAAUGGUACAUUAAAAUCCAUUGUUACCGGUGGUACUAAUUUGACAAAAAAAACUUUAAAUGUUUGUUGGUACUUUUUAGUUCACGGUUAUUACUUUUUGUUGUUGCCAUAUUAGACGAUACCACCCAUAAAUAUAUAAAAUAAACAUUUUUAAGUUUUUUCUUUAAAAGUGAGAAAAAAUUAAAAAAAGGAAACAAAAUUCGAUGCUCCUACUCUGGCAUUUGUUUUGUGCUAAAAAGUGCCCAAUGGUGGCAUUUGUAUACGUGUGAGAUAUUGUUGUUUCCAAAAAAGCCAAGAAAUGUUACGAAUUUUAAUUUGUUAAUUCAAUUUCUAACAAAAGUGCUUAUUAGUGUAUAAAAAUUAUAGAGAACCACCAUCAACAAGAAACUAACAUCAAAAUGUUUCAAAAUCAUAAAGAAGGAGAACAGCAUCACGAAAAAUCACGUCGUCUAAUAUCGUCAACUUUGGCGUUGAGAUUGUCUUAUUCACAAGAGCAAUAUCGCCAAGACCCGAAACAUCAUUACAAACAUUACCACCAGCAUCGCAACAACUACCACCACCGUCAUCACAGCAGUCAACAUCAUCAUCAAAAAUAUAAGGCGAGAUAUUAUUUUUCUCGUUGCGGAUUAAUUUUCUUAAUUUUUUUCUCUGUAAUUAAAGAGUCCUUAACAACAACAUAUUCAACGCAAUAUUUGCCAUUGUUAGAUGUUACAACAACAUCGUCAUCGACAAAUUUGUUGCCAUAUUUUGACUUUGAUGUCCCGCGCAAUGUUACUGUGACGGUGGGACAAACGGGUUUCUUACAUUGUCGCGUGGAGAGAUUGGGAGACAAAGAUGUUUCAUGGAUUAGAAAACGAGACUUACAUAUCCUUACAGCAGGUUCUACAACGUACACCUCAGAUCAACGAUUUCAGGUUUUACGCCCCGAAAGUUCCGGCAAUUGGACUUUGCAAAUAAAAUACCCACAGCCCAGAGAUUCCGGCAUUUAUGAAUGCCAAAUUAAUACCGAACCAAAAAUGUCACUAUCUUAUACAUUCAAUGUAGUAGAACUUAAGGCCACAAUAAUUGGUCCCACAGAUUUGUACGUCAAAAGUGGCAGUGACAUAAAUUUAACAUGUAGAAUAAUACAGGGCCCUCACGAACUUGGCAAUAUAUUUUGGUAUAAAGGAUCUGAAAUAAUUGACAUGACUACAAAUCAAAAUGAAAUUGAUAGUGGGACAAGGAUAACAGUUGAAAACGAUUGGUCGGAUGGUCUUACUUCAAGAUUGAAAAUAAGAAGAGCUUCAUCCAGUGACACUGGCAAUUAUACUUGUGUACCGACGAUAGCAAAAUCUUCGAGUGUAUAUGUCCAUGUAAUUAUAGGCGAACAUCCAGCUGCAAUGCAACAUAAUUCCAGCAAUAUGAAUAUUGGCAACUUUUACACAACCUUUUGCUGCAUAUUAUUUACUAUUCUAACAUGUUCUUUACAAAACAUUAUGUGCCCCAACAGAAGCAAAACAUUUAAAACCACAAUAACAAUAUUGGCAAUGAAGAAAUCAUCAUCAAGUACUUCAUCAUUAUCAAUGGUAAAUGCAACAUCAACAUAUGUCCAAAAUAAGAAAAGAGUAUCUAAUGUUGCUAAAAUGACACAAUCUAAACAAUACAUUUUACCUGUGUUAUCAUUCAAAAAAGUAAUAAGAAUAACAAUUCCAUCGCCAGCGUUAAUUGUAACCAACGGAACCACAUUACCAACAACAUCUAUGGCAGCAACUACGUGCAAAUUAUCGCAUUUGAUUUGCAAUGACAGAAUCUCUAGAUGAAAGAUUAAAGUUUAUUAAAAAACAACACGAAUUGUUAAGGCGAUGUUUUUCAUGUUUUUAUUUAUUCCAUAUACUUUUCUAUGAUUCAAUUUUUUACGGCAGACUUGAGGUUUAAAAAACAAGUACACGUAUCUUGAGAGAAUACAAAACAUAAGGUUUAAGUUCUUUUUAUAUGGCAGAAAAACAAAAUAAAUAAAAUAAAAUUAUAAUAAUAUUAAGAUGGAAUCGUUAAGGAAAAUGGGAAGAAUGUAAAAGGCUUUGUAGAAUAACGUGCAUCUGUAAGUAUGGUUGGGUGGGUGAGCAAAUUGUAUAAAAAUUAAUGAAACUGAACGAAUGAAAUGAUGGAACAAAAGAUUUCAUUAUUGUUCUUUGCUACUCAAAAAUAGGAUAGUGGUAAUUAAUCUUUUGAGCAAAGACUAAGUCAGUCAGUGAUUCAGUUAAUCAGUGUGUUAGUUUAAGAAGCUAAUAUAAGAAUGAAGUUUUGUAAAUUAUGUUGAAAUAAGCCAUCACAACGAUUAACCAAAAAAGUAAGAAUAUUAAAAAUUUUUGCAUUUUGUUUCGCAUGUCUUUUUAUUUCAUUUAAUGUUUAAAUUGAAGUUUUUAUAAAAAUAUAAGAGUGCAAUAUAAUAUUACAUGUAUUAUGAAUACAAUUUCUUUUUAUAUUUUUAGUUCAUAUUACAAUUUGAACAAUAAGUACUUGACUAUGAGUUUAUGCUCCAAAAUUAGUACUAUUGGAUAGUAGGCAAACACACAUUUUUAGCUUUAUCGGUCAAGAACUGCCGAAGUCAGAGGGGGUCAAUUUGGUCACACAGGCCAAAAUGAUUGUAACAUUUUUCUAAAAAAAAAAUAAUCUUACUUUAAAUAAUUCCCAACAUUAACAUAAUUGUUUUAACAUCUAAUUGAAGAUGAAACUACCAUAGUUCAGAAAUAAAUAUCAAUUUAAACUUUUAUACAAAUUUUUCAAAUUUCAAAAUGGUCCUAUCUGCGGCAAAUUCUUUGAAGUUUACCAAAUUUUAAUAACUUUAAUAUAAAAUUUGAUUUUUUUUAUUAAAACAAGUAAUUGUUUGAUUCAUAAAUUUACAAUAUAGAUUACUAUUGCAAAUUCAUUCAUAAAUUUGUUUUUGAGUAGUGUUACAAAAUCGAUAUGCGAAACAAUGUUUUUGAACCAAAAUGAUCUGAAAAUGAUCUGAGUGUUUUCGUUAUAAGAACACUACAAGCUUCAACGUAGUGAUAGGGUCUUAUUUUGGCUUUAACCCUUAUGUACACAUAAAUAUAACGUUAAAAUAUUUAGGCCCAUGAUUGCAAUAUGGGAAUAACUAAAGGUAGGAUUUUAUAAUGCAGAUAACCGGUUCCAUGUUAUUAUGAUUGUACUUUAGUUAAAAGAUAUCAAUAAAGCAUAAGGAGAUGCUUCAGUUAGUUCAUCUUCCCGUAUAUGUAUAUUAUCGGCAUCGUAACUUCCAACAUUUAGUUAUUGGCAAGUUGUAAUAAUGGGCCUUAAGAGUGAAAAUAAAUAAUAAAUAAUACACACUCGAUUAAAGACUUAUGGCGAUAAUAAUAUCUAAUAACAGAACCUAUUAUCUUGUAAUUAAAUUCUCAGUUACAUUUUUUAGCAAUUUUAACGCAGUUAAUUUCACAGAGAAAACAUUAGUUUUUUCUUAUAUUUUUUUGCAUUUAUGUCAUCUUGUAGAACCCGAUAUCUUGUAGUGAAAACAAUUUAUUGAUUUGUCCAUUGGAUAUUUUAUCCUUUCAUGUUGAAAGAUUCACGGAUUGAUCAAAUCAAAAAUUUCGUUUAAGCGAAAAAAACUCUCAGUAAUUAAUUAUACAUUAAAUAAAUUUUAUUAAAAUUAUAAAUAUUUUUUAUAUUAAAUUGUAUAUUUUUAAUUUAAUUUAAUGCCAACCACGUGCACUGUAAAUGAUCAUCAUAUAAAUUUAAGAUUUUUAGUGUCAUUUUAUAAUUAAUUAAAUAAAAUAUUUAUAAAAUUCCAAUAAUUAAAAAUUAUCAUACAAAUUGCAUUUUUAAAUUUUGUCAAGUAACAAACGUGUAA